This is a messenger RNA of Amphibalanus amphitrite, 4092 nucleotides long. Its product is annotated as blood vessel epicardial substance-like. Gene Ontology annotation, molecular function: cAMP binding. Gene Ontology annotation, cellular component: sarcolemma. The coding region runs from base 213 to 1295 and encodes 360 amino acids. NCBI's taxonomy places the organism in Eukaryota, Metazoa, Arthropoda, Thecostraca, Balanomorpha, Balanidae. The record is from RefSeq and is a predicted model, not a curated record. The transcript has 7 exons.
GCAGUCGUGGUCGACGCGAGCCGGCGAUCGAAGCACUCCGUCGGGGCGGCAGGUGCGGCAGGCCGGGAGAGGAGCCAGUGAGACGCGCACGCCGAGCGCCGUGCAGAGAGUGAACUGGGCGUGGCGUGGCUGAGAGUGGGAGCGCCGCACCGGCCGACCAGCUAGCCCAGGAGCCCGCCGCCGCCGUCAGGCGGCUAGGGCUUCUGUUCGCCAUGAAGAUGUCCCAGAUAACCCAGCUGAGCGCGACCAUCUCGCCGCUGCUCUCCACAACGGCGGACCCGGAGCUGGACGAGCCCAAGUGCGUCACCUGGCCGGCCGUGCACCAGAACCUGUUCCAGGUGGCCAACCUGUUCUACCUGGCGGCGUUCGUGGUGCCGCACACGUUCCGCGGCAGCGCGGCGGCCAUGCGCGCGCUGCUCUGUCUCAGUCAGGUUCUGCUGGCCUGCUGGGCGGGCGGAUACAUCUGUGCACCGGAUGCGCUCGGCUGGAGUUUGGCUCUUCUAGCCGCGAAUCUGGUACACAUUGGCCACGCGGGGUGGCUGGAGCGGCCCUCACCGGUGCCCGCACACCUGAAGGAGCUGCACCGUAAGCUGUUCGUGCCGCUGCGCGUGGAUAACCGCGAGUUUGGGCAGCUGACGCGCGGUGCUGAGCACCACUCGCUGCCGGCGGCCCAAGCCUACGCCGUGGAGGCUGUCACGGCCACCACUGACCGGCUCUCCGUCCUGCUCACCGGAAAGCUGGAGGUGCUCUGUGACGGCAUUCACCUGCAUUACGUCAUUCCAAACCAGUUUAUCGACUCUCCGGAGUGGGAGUCGGAGCGGGCGUUCCGGGACCGUCCGAACGAGUCGGGUCCGGGCCCAGGCGUGAUCUCCAGCGUCAGUCCCCGGCUGGAUCCGGACGACGUCUAUCAGGUGUCCAUUGUUGCUGUGGAGGACUCCACAUAUCUGACGUGGAGUUCCAGUGUUCUCACGCCCAUAUUGCGAAACAGUAGUUUCCUCAAUGCUGUGAUACAUAAUCUUGUAGGUAAGGACAUCUCUCAGAAGUUGUACCGGGUGGCCGAGGGUCUGGGCGGCAGUCGCCAUUGGGACAGUCUGAACGCUGGCCGGCGGUGCAGCGGGCCGUUCUCACCCAUCCAGCUGCGUUCCAACAGUGUGGAUAGGGUACACACGGGCACCAAGGGACUGAUGAGGAGCCAGGUGUGGCUCGGCAACCACAGCCGUCGGGGGUCGCACGCAGCCGCCGACGCCGACGCGCUAGUGAACCCAGCACACCGUCGUCUCUACCAUUUCCACUGAGCUCGGGACAGUCGACAGGACCUGACGCCAGCCGGGUCUCUAAGCCACAUGAGAGAGCACCGCACAACUCAUGGACGCCCGGAGCUGGGCACGGGCGAUCGCAGCCACCCGGCGGCCACUGCCGGAUUCAGAAGUAUCUCUCUCACUCCCGAGAUGGCAGCACGAACACACCGACUGGUCCGCCCGGCCGACCGCAUCGGCAGCUCGCCGCUCGCCGAGAGAAACCGGGAUCUGAACGACAUACAGCUCACUGUCAAGUGAAAUGCUUCUCACGCUCGACUGAACACUUUCCAUGGGAUGGCUUGGAGCGCGCUCGGUCGUAUCGUCAUCACUCAGCCACCUGCCGCCGAGUUGAGCGCCCACGAGUGACGGUGACACCGCCGCCGGCGACCCAAGACGGCCGACAGGGCAACUUCCCACCACUUCCUGACUAAUAGCAGCAGGCGUGUCAAACUGCGUCAUGCUGCUGCUGAUGCACAGGAGCUGGACACGCAAUCGCACCCAUCGCCAGCGCAUAACACCGACUUUACGACACCAUAAGAGUCGCAUCUUACCGUACCAGAGAAAAAGAAUCCUUAGCAGUUAUCAAGAGGUCAUGCAGCUGCACUGCAAAGAGGAUCAGGCGCCAAAGGCAAUGGGUGACGCCGAUUGCGUUGAUUUCUUAACUUUUGUAUGCUACUCGGUCAUCGGUUAUUUGUAAGAUUUAUCGGCGAACUUGUAUUAUUCAACAUGGCUUACCUACCACAUGAAUUAUGUUUGGAAAUCAUCUAUCAGUCUGCUAUUGGUAUUGCUUGAUACACACGAGCAUACCCUACCAAUACAUUUUACACCUUGUUGGUAUAAAAUGGUUUUCAGUUUAGUCAGUAACUCGUUCCUGAAUGCUGAACUACAUGAAGCAUUACACAUGCAUUGUAUCGCGUUGAAGUGGUGCAACCGUAAAAUAAUGCAUCGCACGGACUGGCAAUACGUCGAAAGCUUGCAUUUGACAAGGAUCGGUGAUGUUUUGUACCAUAAAGAAGUGUAACUGAACUUUAUAGGAUCGUUGUUUCGAUCAUUUUCUUUCCACUGAUGUAUUAAGUGACGCUUUUGUGUUUUGUUCAUCCAUAUUUAUUUAUUGUUUGAUGGAUAUGUUUGCAGUUUGACCAUAGUAGAAAGUAAUGCUUGGAAAUGGACAGAUGCAGUAUCUCAAGAUUUGCUUACAAUUGGAGAAAAUGGACAGCUAUUUUGCAUCACUUUUUAUUCUUCGACAGCACGAAAUAUUAAGCUAAACGUGUUUCAAAUGUACACACAUUGUAAAUAGCGCAAUUAAAAUGAAUGCUGAUGCUCCGAGACACCUGUCAUAGACGUCAUUAAGAUGCGACUGAAUUGAUCGAAGUGUCUGCGAGACUGGAAACAAACACACAUAGCGCAACCCCAUAUGUAAUUGUACUUAAAUGGACGAGUGUUCAUAUGUGAACUGGUGUGCGUUGUAUCUUUUUAUUGGAAUGGGGCCAAUUGUGUGUUUUAUUUGGGUAUUUUUUAGUCAGCAAACGAUGUUCAGCAUAAAAUCCUAAAUUUACGUCUAAAAGGAAAUUCCUGCAUUCAAAAAUAGAUACAUUGUCUUAUAUUGUAAUAAUUGCAUAAAAAUAACAAUUAUCAGGGAAGCAAAGGCAAUUCGUUUUUUUAAUAGGAAUAGUUAACUGCCUUGAGAUAAACGAGUCUGACUCAUAAAUAGUCAAUCCGUGCCCUGAUGGAAGAGGGGGGGGGGGGGCCAUUUUGGCCAUCCUGUGGUUUUCGUAAAUAGCGAGAAAACGGCGGCGCGCAGCGCCACCAAAUUUUCAGUACCUUUCCGGGCAUCAAUUUGACACCUUCACACAAAAUUUCAAGUCACAGGUCACCUUUUGGGUCAGGAGUUAUUGAGGUCAAACUGAGGUCAUGUUCAAGUAAAAAUGAGCAAAAAACAUGACAUCUUGAAACGCUCACCAAAUCUACAGUUAACAAGCAAUUUUAAAGUUACUAUUAAGGUGCUUAUUAUUGCAAUUAAUGGCACUGGGCGUUUCCAGAUUCAAGAUUGUCCAAUGAAAAAGCCAGAAAAAAUGCUUAGUGAUAAAAGCUGGAGCAUAUGUAUAAAUUCUUUACUUCGUUUUUAGUUUACACUACGUCAAAAUACUUGUGAUAUUUGCCAUUUGCGCAUACAUAUCAAAAUAUUGCUACACUUGUUGCGUUGAUGAUGGCAUUAGAUAUGCAGGCUGCGAUCUUUGUUUGGUUGCCAGCACGCACAUCAUAUAUAGCUGUUUGAAAACUAAAAGAAAUAUUGCGUGUUCUCUUGAUACGGGAUUGCUUUGCAGCAAGUGACUGAAUUACAACGUGUAGGAACUUUAAGCCUUUACACGGCUAUGAACGACGACUCAACAGUUUGUAACAAGUACCCCUGAAUACACAAUCGGUAUCAAUUGUAUAUUUACAAAUUUGAGUGUGCUACUGUGUUAGCCACUGGCUUGCCGGCAUUAUGAUAAAAGAUUCGCAGUUGUGAGCUAAUGGCGUCUGAAGUACGUGUCUACAUAAAAAGACUGUGUAAGCUUGUUUUGUCAUUAUGUUGACCAAACACUUUGGGAAUCACUUUUGUUCACACUACGUAAAUACGUCAUGUUAUGUCACGUAACGUCACUAACUUCACACGGAGUUGCCGGAUAAUGAGCGGCCUCCAUAAAAAGGUGUUGCAAAAUUGUGAUAAAAGAAUUUCAAAAGCGUAUAUUUGUACUUGCAUAUCCAGAGACGCACUGUUUUAUAUGUUGUAAUAUAUGUUUGCAUGUUUGAA